UGGGCGCCAGAGGCGGAGUCGGGGAGGAGGUGGCUCCAGAGAUGGCAGUGAGCGAGAGGAGGGGGCUCGGCCGCGGGAGCCCCGCGGAGUGGGGGCAGCGGCUACUUCUGGUGCUGCUGUUGGGUGGCUGCUCCGGGCGCAUCCACCGGCUGGCGCUGACGGGGGAGAAGCGAGCGGACAUCCAGCUGAACAGCUUCGGUUUCUACACCAAUGGCUCUCUGGAGGUGGAGUUGAGCCUCCUGCGGCUGGGCCUCCGGGAGGCAGAAGAGAAGUCCCUGCUGGUGGGGUUCAGUCUCAGCCGGGUUCGGUCUGGCAGAGUUCGCUCCUAUUCAACCCGGGAUUUCCAGGACUGCCCUCUCCAGAAAAACAGUAGCAGUUUCCUGGUCCUGUUCCUCAUCAACACCAAGGAUCUGCAGGUCCAGGUGCGGAAGUAUGGAGAGCAGAAGACGUUGUUUAUCUUUCCCGGGCUCCUCCCGGAAGCACCCUCCAAACCAGGGCUCCCGAAGCCACAGGCCACAGUCCCCCGCAAGGUGGAUGGCGGAGGGACCUCUGCAGCCAGCAAGCCCAAGUCAACACCCGCAGUGAUUCAGGGUCCUAGUGGGAAGGACAAGGACCUGGUGUUGGGCCUGAGCCACCUCAACAACUCCUACAACUUCAGUUUCCACGUGGUGAUCGGCUCUCAGGCGGAAGAAGGCCAGUACAGCCUGAACUUCCACAACUGCAACAAUUCAGUGCCAGGAAAGGAGCAUCCAUUCGACAUCACGGUGAUGAUCCGGGAGAAGAACCCCGAUGGCUUCCUGUCGGCAGCGGAGAUGCCCCUUUUCAAGCUCUACAUGGUCAUGUCCGCCUGCUUCCUGGCCGCCGGCAUCUUCUGGGUGUCCAUCCUCUGCAGGAACACGUACAGCGUCUUCAAGAUCCACUGGCUCAUGGCGGCCUUGGCCUUCACCAAGAGCAUCUCUCUCCUCUUCCACAGCAUCAACUACUACUUCAUCAACAGCCAGGGCCACCCCAUCGAAGGCCUUGCCGUCAUGUACUACAUCGCACACCUGCUGAAGGGCGCCCUCCUCUUCAUCACCAUCGCCCUGAUUGGCUCAGGCUGGGCCUUCAUCAAGUACGUCCUGUCGGAUAAGGAGAAGAAGGUCUUUGGGAUCGUGAUCCCCAUGCAGGUCCUGGCCAACGUGGCCUACAUCAUCAUCGAGUCCCGCGAGGAGGGCGCCAGCGACUACGUGCUGUGGAAGGAGAUUUUGUUCCUGGUGGAUCUCAUCUGCUGCGGCGCCAUCCUGUUCCCCGUGGUCUGUGGCAGUGAACCUGGCCAAGCUGAAGCUGUUCCGGCAUUACUAUGUCAUGGUCAUCUGCUACGUCUAUUUCACUCGCAUCAUCGCCAUCCUGCUGCAGGUGGCUGUGCCCUUUCAGUGGCAGUGGCUGUACCAGCUCUUGGUGGAGGGCUCCACCCUGGCCUUCUUCGUGCUCACGGGCUACAAGUUCCAGCCCACAGGGAACAACCCGUACCUGCAGCUGCCCCAGGAGGACGAGGAGGAUGUUCAGAUGGAGCAAGUAAUGACCGACUCUGGGUUCCGGGAAGGCCUCUCCAAAGUCAACAAAACAGCCAGCGGGCGGGAACUGUUAUGAUCACCUCCACAUCUCAGACCAAAGGGUCGUCCUCCCCCAGCAUUUCUCACUCCUGCCCUUCUUCCACAGCGUAUGUGGGGAGGUGGAGGGGGUUCAUGUGGACCAGGCGCCCAGCUCCCCGGGACCCCGGUUCCCGGACAAGCCCAUUUGGAAGAAGAGUCCCUUCCUCCCCCCAAAUAUUGGGCAGCCCUGUCCUUACCCCGGGACCACCCCUCCCUUCCAGCUAUGUGUACAAUAAUGACCAAUCUGUUUGGCUACGCCGUUGUCUUGCCUUUUUGGGGGUUGGGGUCUACACGGAGGUUGUGUUUACAAUGUAGAAACCUGUUUUCGCUGUGUGUGGCGGGGGUGCGGGCACAGGGUCCGUGUCUUUGUAUAUUCAAUAAAUAUUCAUUCAGUAACCGCUGCAUGCAGGGCCCAAAGCCAGGCGCUGGGACGGAGCGGUCACAAAGACCCACCUGGUCCCAGCCCUAAAGGGGCUCCCAGUGCCCAGGGUGGGGGUCAGGCAGAGGGACAUGUCACCUGGCAGUACCAUCACUGGGCCAUCAGCGCCGUGACGGGAACUGCACAGGGCUCUGACCCGGCCUUGGGGGUCAGGAAAGGUCAGUAGAAACAUGGCGGAAGAGCUCAUGCCCAGGUGAGGGAACUGCGGGCAUGAAAGCUGGGGGCGAGGGGAGAACGGGGAUUUGAAGGCCCCCAAGUGGCUCAGGCUACAGAGGAAAAGAAAGAAUAGGCUGGGUGUGGUGGCUCACGCCUGUAAUCCCAGCACUUUGGGGGGCCAAGGCGGACGGAUCGUUUGAGGUUAGGAGUUUGAGACCAGCCUGGUCAACAUGGUGAAACCCCGUCUCUACUAAAAAUACAAAAAUUUGCCGGGUGUGGUGGCAGGUGCCUGUAAUGGCAGCUACUCAGGAGGCUGAAAUGGGAGAAUCGCUUGAGCCAGGGAGGCAGAGGUUGCAGUGAGCAGAGAUUGCACCAUUGCACUCCAGCCUGGGCAACAGAGCAAGACUCCAUCUCAAAAACAAAUAAUAAUAAUAGAAGCUAACCGGGCACAGUGACAAGUGCCUGUAGUAGUUCCAGCUACUCGGAGGUCAGUGCAGGAGUAUCACUCAAGCCCAGGAGUUAAAGACCAGCCAGGGCAACAAGCGAGACCCCAUCUCAAGAAAAGAAAAAAUAAUACGAGGUAACACAGAGUGAUUGCUACGCCACGCUGUCUAUUAAGGCUUCUGUGGAUUUUAAUUUGUUAAAAAGCCUGUGAGGCACAGAGAGGGUAAGAAACCUCCUUGAGGUCACACAGCUCAUGAGUGAGUGGGAGACUCCCAGCUCAAAGCCAGACACUGACUAUAUGCAUUGCUGCUCCAUAGCUAGACUCCCUGGGACCAAAUCUCUCAGCCUGUUGCCAUUUGCUGUGUGACCCUGGAUCACUGGCUUACUCUCUCUGUUUCCUUGCAUAUAACAUGGGGCCUCCUAAGUUUGUUGAGUAUCACAUACAAUAGCAGGCACAGCACCCAGCUGCACAGCCUCGACCUGACUUCUAGGGAACCAGCCCUGAAUCUUGAGGGGCGACUGAGGAAUUGGAGAUCUGCUUGCAUGCACACUUAAGGGCAGGUUCCCAAGAUGGGUCUCCACCCCCCACCCACCUGCCCUUCAACUAGAGCAUCCAGAAUGCCUUUUGGAGCUCGGAGAAGCCUUCCUCGCUGGAGACACAAGCAUGGGACAGCGGCAGGGAACAGGGCUGGGGUGAAGGCUUCCUGUAAGCAGAAACAAAUAUAGCUGGGGCCCAGAUGAAUAAAUAGCCCGGUCAGACAAAGAAGGAAGUGGGAGGCAUUGCAGACUGGGGAAGUUACAUGAACACGGCGGGGAAGGCUGGGAUGGCCCGCGAGGCUUGGGGGGGGGGGCAGGAGGAGGGCGAGAGAAGCUGGCAGAGGCCUAAGGACAGGCAGGCACAUGGGGCUUCAUCCAGGGGUCCACAGGAGCCAUGGAGGAAUUUAAAGCAGGGAGGAGCAUGGCCAGAGAGACUGCAUGUGCAUGCUGCAGUCAGCUGAGUCAUGGUCCCCUCAAAGAUGGGCACGUCCAGCCUGUGUGGUGGCUCACACCUGUCAUCCCAGCACUUUGGGAGGCCGAGGCAGACGGAUCACUUGUCAGGAGUUCAAGACCAGCCUGGCCAACAUGGCGAAACCCCAUCUCUACUAAAAAUAAAAAA
Pan troglodytes (chimpanzee) is the source of this 3826-nucleotide messenger RNA. It is a transcript of the gene GPR108, whose product is annotated as G protein-coupled receptor 108. Gene Ontology annotation, biological process: transport. Lineage: Eukaryota; Metazoa; Chordata; Mammalia; Primates; Hominidae. The transcript is spliced from 17 exons. The record is from RefSeq and is a predicted model, not a curated record. Gene Ontology annotation, cellular component: Golgi apparatus; membrane. Bases 42 to 1946 code for a protein of 634 amino acids.